This is a messenger RNA of Malus domestica (apple), 1715 nucleotides long. RefSeq names its product glutamate decarboxylase 4 (gene GAD3). Gene Ontology annotation, biological process: L-glutamate catabolic process. Gene Ontology annotation, cellular component: cytosol. The record is from RefSeq and is marked provisional. NCBI's taxonomy places the organism in Eukaryota, Viridiplantae, Streptophyta, Magnoliopsida, Rosales, Rosaceae. Gene Ontology annotation, molecular function: glutamate decarboxylase activity; pyridoxal phosphate binding.
CUUACAAUUAGCUAGCCAGUUUAAUUGUGUGAUAUCUGCUCUGCCCUAAUUACUUGUCCUUCCUCUCUCUCUGCUGGUUUGAUCCACCAUGGGGCUCUCGAAAACAUUCUCAGAGUCCGAUGUGUCGCUCCACUCCACCACUAGCUAUAUCCUAACGUCACCGGCUAAGUACAAGAUGCCUGAGAAUUCAAUGCCAGAGGACAUGGCGUUCCAAAUGAUAGACGAUGAGCUGAGGUUGGAUGCGGACCCAAGGCUGAACUUGGCUUCGUUUGUGACAACAUCGAUGGAGGAUAAGGCUAAAAGGCUUAUCAUGGAGUCCCUCGACAAGAACUAUGUUGACAUGGAUGAGUACCCUGCUACCACUGAUCUUCAGAAUCGGUGCGUCAAUAUGAUAGCCCAUCUUUUUAAUGCACCACUCAAAGACGGCGAGGCUGCGACCGGAACGGGAACAGUAGGAUCAUCGGAGGCCAUAAUGCUGGCGGGCCUUGCAUUCAAGAGGAAGUGGCAGAACAAGAUGAAGGCUAUCGGCAAACCCUAUGACAAGCCCAACAUAGUCACUGGUGCCAAUGUUCAGGUUUGCUGGGAGAAAUUUGCAAGGUACUUUGAAGUAGAACUGAAGAAAGUGAAAGUGAGGGAAGACUAUUAUGUAAUGGACCCCGUCAAGGCUGUGGAGAUGGUGGAUGAAAACACCAUCUGCGUUGCUGCCAUCUUGGGAUCCACUUACAAUGGCGAAUUCGAAGAUGUCAAGCUCUUGAACGAUCUUUUGAUGGAAAAGAACAAGCAAACUGGAUGGGACACUCCGAUUCAUGUUGAUGCGGCGAGCGGUGGGUUCAUCGCGCCCUUCUUGUACCCUGAUCUUGAAUGGGACUUCCGUCUUCCACUGGUGAAGAGCAUCAAUGCGAGCGGUCAUAAGUAUGGCCUUGUUUACGCCGGAAUAGGGUGGAUUGUUUGGAGGAGCAAACAGGACUUGCCUGAAGACCUAAUCUUCCACAUCAAUUACCUUGGAGCUGACCAGCCCACCUUCACCCUCAAUUUCUCCAAAGGGUCUAGUCAGGUUCUUGCUCAAUAUUAUCAGCUCAUUCGACUUGGUUUUGAGGGAUAUCAUGAAAUUAUGGAAAACUGUCACUACCUUGCGAUGGUGGUGAAAGAAGGAGUGGAAAAAACCGGGCAGUUUAAGAUACUGUCAAAGGACAUUGGGGUUCCGGUGGUGGCCUUUUCACUAAAGGACAGAAUCCGUUACGAUGAGUUUAAGGUGUCGGAGGGUUUGCGUCGGCACCAAUUUAUUGUGCCUGCAUAUCACAUGCCAGCGGAUGCUAAGCAUGUGGCCUUGCUCCGUGUUGUCAUAAGGGGAGACUUCUCUCGCACUAGGGCUGAGUACCUUCUGUCCAGCAUCAACGCUGUGCUGAAAGAGCUCGAUGAGCUGCAUCCUGUUGCUGCCAUUCAAGAAAACGGUCAUCAUAAACUGUCUCUAAAUGGAGUUGCAAAUGGAAACGGUGAGUUGCCACCAGCUGCUGCUGUUGAAAAUUGUCAUCACAAAGUGAGCGCAAAUGGAGCUGCAUAUGGAAACGGUGGGACAGACACAGAGAAUGGCCAGAUGACGGACGGUGCAAAAUGCUACUAGUCGGAGUGACAAACAUAACAUAAACAAUUUAAGUAAUCCAUACUAAGUUGAACUCUUUGUUGUUGGAGAUCGAGUUUAUUAGAUCGGUGGUAGG